CCCUGAAAAGAUGACACGGGACGUCGAUUUCUACUGAAACGCUGCGUUUUAAGUCGUGAAAAUUCAAUAUUUCAUGAAAAUAUUACGGUUGUCAAUCAAGCCGUCUCCCGAAAGCACCCUGUUAUGGAGGAUAGAGCAAGAGCACAGUUAAAAGAUAUAAGGAAGGAGAUGGGAAACGAAGAGAGGAAAGCUGCAGUUCAUGAAGAAUUGAAAAGAAUGAACCAACUUCCUCCAAACAGCACUUAUGUUACUCAUCGCGUGCGUGUUCUCAACAAGAUUCUUCAACUAAUAUCGCUCCAGAGAACUACUUCGCAGGAGAAGGAGUUGGAGUUGCUCUUUGCUGGGCUGUCUCUGUGAAUUAUAUUGAUCUACUGACAUCAAUGGAGAAACUUGUGCUUCUCUGGGCAAAGAUGAUCCAAAGUGACCCCAAACUUUGUACACAAUGUGAAAUAUGUCUCUACGAUGAUGAGAUUAAUAUCUAUGAAUAUCUUUUGUUGUGUCCUUUAAGUUUGGGUUUUGUGGGAUUUUCAUGUCCAGGUUUGUUUGAGUGACAAUCUUUGGGUGGUUGUAACAUAAUCUGUUACAACAAUAUAAUAUUAUGCAUAUCAUACUAUUGAUUUUUGAUCCUGAA
This is a messenger RNA of Mangifera indica (mango), 631 nucleotides long. RefSeq lists its product as uncharacterized. Lineage: Eukaryota; Viridiplantae; Streptophyta; Magnoliopsida; Sapindales; Anacardiaceae. The transcript is spliced from 4 exons. The record is from RefSeq and is a predicted model, not a curated record. Bases 124 to 357 code for a protein of 77 amino acids.